AUGUCAACAAAUUCAACGCCUUGGGCCGCGGCCCCUCCAACAUCAAAUGGUGAUACCGCGUGGACCCUAGCAUCAACAGCCUUGGUAUGGCUUAUGGUCCCCGGUGUCGGCUAUUUCUACAGCGGCAUGGCCAGAAGCAAAAAUGCCUUAUCUCUCAUCAUGCUUAGCGUCCUAUCAGUCGCUGUCGUGUCAUUUCAGUGGUGGUUAUGGGGGUUCAGUCUAACAUUUGGUCCAUCAUCUAACGGAUUCAUCGGUAACUUGGAUUACGCUUUCUUCCGAGGUGUCAACAGUACUUCCUGCAAUGCAGCCGUUCCACCAAUCGGCACCUCCGAUGUUCCUAUUGUCGUCUACGCUAUCUUCCAAUGUAUGUUCGCCGCCAUAACUCCAGCUUUGGCGAUUGGAUCCGCUGCAGAACGCGGUCGUGUCCUACCGGCCACCGUCUUCAUCUUCAUCUGGUCAACCAUCGUCUAUGACCCAAUUGCCUGUUGGGCGUGGAAUACUAACGGAUGGUCGAAUAAAUUAGGAGGUCUUGAUUUCGCUGGCGGUACCCCAGUCCAUAUCUCGUCUGGUGCCGCUGCUCUUGCCUACUGUCUUGUUGUCGGAAAACGUCAUGGUCAUGGAACUGAUGAAUUCAAGCCCCACAACGUUGCCAACACUGUUCUCGGCACUGCUUUCCUCUGGUUCGGUUGGUUUGGUUUCAACGGCGGUUCUGAAGUAGCAGCCAACAGCCGUGCGGCCUUGGCCUGUGUCGUAACCAACUUGGCCGCAUCCGUUGGUGGACUUACCUGGGUUAUUCUUGACUACAGACUGGAAAGAAAAAUGUCUACCCUCGGUUUCUGUUCCGGAGCUGUGGUUGGUUUAGUGGCCAUCACUCCUGCCUCAGGUUUUGUCGGUGCACCCGCCGCUGUAGUUUUCGGAAUUGUCGGUUCCAUAUGCUGUAAUGCUGCCGUCAAACUUAAGCAUAUCUUUGACUACGAUGACGCCUUGGAUGUGUUCGCCGUUCACGGUAUGGGUGGUCUCGUUGGUAACAUUCUUACCGGUAUCUUCGCGCAACAAUCAAUUGUUGCAGCUGAUGGUUCAUCUAUUCCUGGAGGUUGGAUAGAUGGUAACUGGAAGCAAAUUGGUUACCAACUUGCCGAUUCGGCAGCCGGAUUGGCAUACUCAUUCGUCGUCACAAUAAUCAUCCUUCUUAUCAUGGACAAGAUUCCAGGGCUUUCCCUUCGUGCCGAUCCAGAAGCCGAACUCAGGGGUCUUGAUGAAAGUGAAUUGGGUGAAUUGGCAUACUAUCACGUCGACAGACUCGUUGCCAUCAACACCAGAACGGGUGAUACCAAACUCAUCAAAGAAGAAACAGUACAUCAACAAAAUGAUACAAAUGUCACGAUAGUGUAG
This is a messenger RNA of Acaulospora colombiana, 1392 nucleotides long. The record is from the annotation of a GenBank genome assembly. NCBI's taxonomy places the organism in Eukaryota, Fungi, Glomeromycota, Glomeromycetes, Diversisporales, Acaulosporaceae.